Molecule: messenger RNA, 1011 nt
Organism: Helianthus annuus (common sunflower)
Lineage: Eukaryota; Viridiplantae; Streptophyta; Magnoliopsida; Asterales; Asteraceae
Exons: 1
Coding region: 1-1011 (336 amino acids)
Source: RefSeq, a predicted model, not a curated record
AUGGAUUCCAAGCUUCACCCGGCGGUUACCGUCACCAACAUCAAGACCUGCAUUCCUAUCGUCCUUGAAUCUGACUCUGCCCAAUACUCGACGUGGUCGGAAUUCUUCCGUAUCCACUGCCGAGCUUUCCUCGUCUCUGACCAUCUCAAACCAAGACCGAAAACCACCACCACUGACACCAGCAAAACCACCACCGACACCGACGCAGACAAAACAUCUCCUCCGAAGUCCCCUCUUGAUUCGUGGGAGCGGUUGGAUGCCAUAGUCCUGCAAUGGAUCUAUGGCACCAUCUCCCCUGAUCUUGUUCAAACCAUCAUGAAGAAGGGUUCCACUGCGUAUGACGCGUGGGCUGCCCUGGAAACAUUGUUUCAAGACAACAAAGUUGUUCGUGCCCUAUACCUGAAACAAAUGUUCAACUCUACCCGUUUUGAAAAUUUCUCCAACAUGGCCACGUAUUGUCAGGAACUCAAAGUGAUUUCUGAUCAACUCAACAAUGUUGAAGCCCCUGUCGACGACCAAUCUCUUGUGUUGCAAACUCUCGCUGGCCUAACUGACUCCUACGAAGCCGUGGCCACCGUCCUUGGUAAUACAAAACCCCUGCCAUCUUUCAACGAGGUCCGCUCCCAACUUUGCAUGAAUGAGACCCGCAAAGCCAAUCAGGCCUUCACCUUUGCUAACUCAGCCGGCUCCGCGCUUCAUGCCGCAUCUCGGCCUGCUGUCUCCCACCCCAACACCACUUCGCCAAAUCCCACCACUCCCCCUACCGAAUACCGCAACCGGGGUCGCUCUCGCGGCCGCGGACGUGGUCGGGGCAAACCCUCCUGGAACCGCAAUCGCAACCCAAACCAAUCUGCUCCACAAUUUUCAACCCCAUUCCCUUGGCCAUACGGCCCGCCAGCAUGGCCCAAUGCUUCUCAACAAGUCUCACAGUGGCCGACUUGGGCCUCACCCCCUGCCCCUACCCGACCACUCAACAGCCCACUUCUAACACUUCGGGUCAGGGAGUUUUAG